CCGCAACAAGCAAGGAAAAGCAGAGGGGAACCAACUUGUGUUUGAAAACAAAGACUUGAAUGGGAAUCGGAAUGUUUUGUCUCUCUAUCUGAAGAAAAUAUGCGCCUUCCUCAGUGAGAUUCUUCUGAAAUAGGUUGACAGCUAUUAGGCGAACCCCAUUUAAACUGGGGCGUAUUCAUUACGCCGAUUCUGUUGCAAAACUUUUCUUAAAAGUAAGCAAACGGAACGAAACGGGGAGGGACCUGCCUGAAUUUCUCCAAUAGAAACUCUGUUUGGACGAAUGAUUACAACCCAGGUAGCAGCAGAAUGGCUGAAAAAUACAGGCAGAGUCGCUAAUUGCACUAUUCAUUUUGACUCAAAGGAGUUAGACAAUACCAUACCGAUGGUUGGCAGUCAACCCUCCCUCCAUGUCUGCUCCAACGAUUUGUACAAUUACAUAGGCAAUUGAAGGCUGGCAAAUCAAGUAACGUGUGGUGCAUUUAACUCCUUUAUGGUGGGAUGUCAUCGACUUCUAUUGCGACAUAGUUAGUAAUCAUUGUGUUUGCUGAAGGCUGUUGACACUUCAGGGUGUUAUGAUGGGUGAAGUGACGGACGCCAGGGAAAUUAAAAACACCUUUAUUGUUCCCGCAAUAAAGUCUUCCGGUCACUAUGAUUGUUCUCGAGCAAAAAUCUACUGUAGCCUCACGUGGCUGGUGGCCAAAGCAUUUGGGACAGACAGUGUCCCGACCGACCUGAAGGAGCCCUUCUACACAGACCAGUAUGAACAGGAACAUCUGAAGCCUGCAGUAGUCAGCCUACUGCUGUCUGCUGAGCUCUACUGCAGAGCCGGGAGCCUCAUCCUGACAAGUGGAGGUCACGAUGCUGUCACCCAGCCCCUGGUUGGUCACGAUGCUGUCAUCCAGGCCCUGGCCCAGAAGGGACUCCACGUCACAGACCAGACAAGGCUGGUUACUGAGAGAGACCUCCGCAAGAGGCCCCUACAGAUGAGUGCCCACCUGGCGAUGAUGGACACGCUGAUGAUGGCAUACACGGUGGAGACGGUGAGCGCGGAGAAGGUGGUGGCGUGCAUCCUUCGGUACUCCUCCCACCACGAUGAAGAUGCAGACACACCGUACGACACCGAGGACGCCGUGACCAGCUGGAUCAACAAGGUAAAUGAGUAUUUGAAGGAUAUCAUUGGUCAGGAGCGGAGGAGAGAAAGGAAGAGAGCUGAGCUUGUUGGCAGGCCAGGGACUCGCUCCAGGAAGGAGCAGCAGACUGUUUCCCAGCAGGGGCCCUGGAUCCCCCCUGUCGAUAACCUGCUGAAGGACACCGUAGACGGCUGCGCCCUGGCCGCUCUGCUGCACUUCUACUGCCCACAGCUAGUCAGACUGGAAGAUAUCUGUCUGAAGGAGUGUAUGUCGCUGGCGGACAGCCUGUACAACCUACAGCUGGUGCAGGACUUCUGUCAGGAGCAUCUGAACCGUUGCUGCCACUUCAGCCUGGAGGACAUGGUGUACGUCUCCUCGUCCCUCAAAAAUAACUACCUUGUGUUCCUGGCCGAGCUGUUCUGUUGGUUUGAAGAGGUGAAACCCUCCUUUGUACAACCAAGAGUUCUGGAUACUGAAGAGCCAGCCCUCACAUCGUUGCGGAACAUUCCCUCAGUUCCCAUCUCCAAUGUCACCAAGAAGAGCUUCAUGGAGAGACCGCCCAGCCCAGAACCACCCAGUCUGCCUCUCCGGCCUCAACCUAGGAACUCGGGUGAAAUGAAGAGAUCGACCUCGAUGUCCUUUGUGGACGUAGGAACCAAGGAGAAAAGGUCUGGGCCUUACGGGGUAUCCUUCGACAUUCCUUUCGACAAAGAGGACACCCAGACGUCUGCUCCCCCUGGCCAUGCCAUGACUCGCUCUACCAGCACAGAGGGCUUCGGGAUCCACCAAAUGCCCCGUGGCAUGAAGAGGAUCCUGUCCUUCCAGCCCAUCAAUGGGCUGGGCGUUGAGGAGGAGGGCUGCCCGGACAGUCUAGCAGGCCCCGAUCUGCCAAGACAGCCUGGCAGACCUCAACCCAAUGGCUCCUCAGCCCUGGAUGGGCAUGGAAAAGGAGCAGCCAUGCCCAGCAUGGAGGAGGCCCUGCAGAUCAUCCACAACAUCGGGAGGAAGCCCCCACAAUGCUCCCUGACAGAGGGUAUCAACCAUGGCUUCUUCCUGCACAGUCAAAACCGAGGAAGAGGUGUAGUCGGCCUGCACCCCAAGGCCCAACAGGAGAACAUGGACCUGGACUCACUGAACACCACUAAAACCACAGAGGUGGACACAGACAUCCACUUGAGGACGGAGGACAUCGCCGAGAUGCUGGACGAGGACUCUUCGCUGGGGGAAGCUACGAGCAUAGAGCUGGACAUGGACGCACUCAGCCCCUGCCUCAGCAGCUCAAGCUACGGCAAAUCUCCCUCCACUAGCUCCGGCAUCAAGAUGACCAGCUUCGCAGAGCAGAAGUUCCGGAAGCUCAGCAAACCCGAAUCAGGGAGAAGAACGAGCAGCAGCAGCAGCGGGGGGGGCAGCUCCCUCAAGACCACCCCCGAGGGCUCAGAACUGGGCCUCGCCCUGUCCGUCUCCUGGGCACCCACCCCAGAGCACAGCCCCGUUCAUCAACAGAGCAUGCCCCUUACCCAAGCCCCUCCCACCUGGCCAGCCCUGGCCCCUCCACCUAGUGACCCGGCUCAGGCCAUGGCAACGGAGAUGGUUCAGCUGCACAUGUGCCUGGAGGAGAAGCGAAAAGCCAUUGAGACGCAGAAGAAGAAGGUGGAGGCAGCGUUUACGCUUCACCGCCAGAGGAUGGACCACUCCACUUUCCUGGACGUGGUCAAGAGGAAGGCCGACUGUGCCUCAGUAGGAGGAGGAGAGGAGGAAAUGGGGAAGAUGACUGCAGAGAAGGCCGAGCAGGGGCAGGCGCCCUUCGGGGUCUGCUGGCUGAAAUCCCCAGGAAGAAGCACGGGAGAAGAGGGAGGUCAAGGUCCCAGCGAGGUGGAUCUAGCGAACUACACACGCUCCAUGGAGAAGCUCAACCACUCACUGGGCUUCCUGCAGAUGGAGAUGCAGCGCCUGGCCCAGCAGCAAGAGGUCAUCAUGGCCAUGAGGGAACAACUGCAACAACAGGCCUGGGUCAUUCCCCCUCCCGAGACCCAGCCCUCACCCCAGAAAUAUGCUCGCGCCUCUGUCCGCUCCUCCAACUCGCCCUCCCCGACAGACUCACCUCGCUCCGCCCACCGCUCGCUCACCAGCAUCAAGAGGAAGUCGGCCUCCGUCCACUCACGGAACCCCCGCACGCCUCGCCCCAGCGAGCUUAAGCUGGCCCCCUAUAACCGCUGCCUGACGGCGCCCCAGUCCGUGGACAGCCUCCCCCGCCUGCGCCGUUUCUCCCCAUGGCAGGCCAUGGCCUUCACCUACAUGGGGGACAAACCCACCGGUGAAACCCCUGAGAUCGGCGACGGGGACACUGAGCAUGUGCUGUCCCCAGAGAGAGAGGCUGUUAGUGCAUCGUCACCCUCCUCCCCAUCCAAAAACAACCAGAGAACACAACAAGGGACACUAGAGAUUUCCAAGAAGGAUGAUGCGGAGGAGAAGGAAAUGGAGGAGGAGAAGCACAAGUACAAAAUGGAGGAGAUUAAACCCAUAAUAAUGUCGACCGUAUCUGAAGUGCUGGCCCAGCCAGUGAAAGAGUCCUUUACGGUCACCCCCACAGAGACCCCCCUUAUCUCGGACAUGUUCGGCCAGGCCAGAAGUAACCUGAUUGAGGUGCCUCUGUACGUGCUCAAGCCCCUGGAGGGAGAGGGUAUGGAGGAGAGUGAAGGCAUGCAGGGGACCUAUGGCGAUAACGAGAAAAUGUCCUGUGGCUUUUUCUUUAAGGGUGAUGGGAACGGGGAAGACAGCAUGGCUCAGAAGAGAGCUGCUCUCCUGGAGAAGAGGCUGAAGAGGGACAAGGAAACGCAGCAGAAGAGGCUGCAGCAGGAGGCGGAGCUAGAGCGGAAGAAGGAGGAGUCACGAGUGAAAGCGGAGGAAGAGCACGCCAGGAAGGAAGAUGAGAAAACUCGCCGGGAGUUAAUCAAGCAGGAGUACCUGAGGAGGAAGCAGCUCAAGCUCAUGGAGGACAUGGACACGGUGAAGAAGCCGCAGCGGCCGCCCGGCGCCAAGCAUAGGAGAGCCCGGCCCAGGUCCAUCCACCGGGACAGCAUGGACUCCUCCAGAUCCCCGGCCAGGGCAGCAGUGCCCAGCUUGUCUCUGGCCUCUCUCAACCUGGGGGACAGCUUGUCUCUGGCCUCUCUCAACCUGGGGGACAGCGACACUGUGCAAUCUGAGAAGAGAACCCCAAGAAGUGCCAGCUUACACUCUGGCAGUCUGUGCUUCUUACUGAGCUCUCCUAAACUGAGAAGGAGAAGGCCUGACUCUGCAGAUGGUUUUCUGUCCCCUUGUCGAUCUGGGAGCCGGACUGGGGAGGACGAUUGGGAGAAUGGCUCCACUGCCUCAUCUGUGAAGUCUAACACCGAGUACACCGGGCCCAAACUGUACAAGGAGCCGAGUGCCAAAUCGAACAAGCAUAUAAUCCAGAACGCGCUAGCCCACUGCUGCCUGGCGGGCAAGGUCAACGAAGGUCAGAAGAACAAGAUUGUGGAGGAAAUGGAGAAAUCAGAAGCCAACAACUUCCUGGUGUUGUUCAGGGACGGGGGUUGCCAGUUCCGCUCCCUGUACGUAUACAGCCCCGAAACGGACGAGGCCACCAAGUUGACGGGCAUCGGGCCCAAGAGUAUUAUGAGCAAGAUGAUCGAGGGCCUCUACAAGUACAAUUCGGACAGGAAGCAGUUCAGCCAGAUUCCCGCCAAGACCAUGUCGGCGAGUGUGGAUGCCAUCACGAUCCACGGCCACCUAUGGCAAACCAGGAAACCAGCCACCCCCAAAAAAGUGUUACCUGCCAAGUCCUAACUCCCAGCCACCCCCGCCAUUUCCAUUCAAAUUGAACGGUCCACAUUCAAUUUGCACUUCACUGUACAUUUCCAUGAGGAUUCAGCACCUGCAAUGCCAGUUAGACGAACGCAUACUUCUUGUACUUUAUUAUCUCUCUCUCUUUCUCUCUCUCUUUCUCUCUCUCUUUCUCUCUCUCUUUCUCUCUCUCUUUCUCUCUCUCUUUCUCUCUCUCUUUCUCUAUUCCUGUCCAUUUUCCUUUUGAAAUUCCAAACUGGAGACGGGGACUCGACUCAGUUAAAGAAAUGCACAACUGGAAUGUGAAAACACUAUUUAAUAUGUGUAAAUGAAUGUCACUGAUCUGUUUAGUGUAAGAGAUUUGUCUGAUUUCGAGUAAUUUUAUUACAGCACACGUGUGUGUGUGUUUUUUUUUUUUUUCCCGCCCAAGUAGAGACAAAAAGGAGACGACGGGUACCUACGAUGUUUUAUCUGGGACACUGAAGCACUGAAUGUUACUCAUCUGUUCAAAUGGUGUGGCCUUACGCUUGUUUUCUUUCUUUUAUGUCAGUGCAAUAAGCUGAUGGAAAAAAAUCCUCUAAGGUGUAGUUUUACUAUGUUUUCGGGUUCAAAUGCAACAUACGUCUGCAUAAAGCUAUACACAAGAUAGAGGGCAAAAAAAGUCAAAUAACUCGCAGCAAGCAUACAGCUAGCGUUAUCCUCACAAAUCAUCUACAAGUCCCAUAUAGUAUUCCACAACUACGCCAAGUCUAUUUAUAUCUAUGUUUUUUUAGCUCAUUCCUCCUCUUAUAGUGUUAAACCAGACUGAACUUCCUUAAUGCUUGUGGGUUCAGAGCAGGUUUGUGAACCAAAAAUAAACUCAAAUCUAUGUUAUCUCCUUUCAAUUGUCACAAAAAUGGACCCAGAUUUGGUGAAUUAUCAGAUAGGUCUGUCCGUAAUGAUUUAGACCAUUUGAAAAUGCGUUUUAGAUUUAGUAUUACAAAUUGUGGCCAUAAAUCCAUUAUAUAGAACAUUGUUUUAAAGGAUUGCGAUUCAGAUUGUGUACUUUGAAAAUGGAAUGGCUGAUAAACAGUAGUUAUUGUUAAUUCUGUUUCAGUUGAUUAGUCGACCUCAAACGUUUUCAGAAUCCUCUCCUUUUAAAAUUCUCAAUGUCAAAUGACUUAUAACACCAGGCUACGGUGUCCUUCGGAUACUGCUUGGCACCACGCUACCGUGACAUUAGGAUACUGCUUGACACCAGGCUACAGUGACAUUAGGAUACUGCUGGGCACCACGCUACCGUGACAUUAGGAUACUGCUUGACACCAGGCUACGGUGACAUUAGGAUACUGCUUGACACCAGGCUACGUUGACAUUAGGAUACUGCUUGACACCAGGCUACGGUGACCUUCGGAUACUGCUUGACACCAGGCUAUGGUGACCUUCAGAUACUGCUUGACACCAGGCUACGAUGACAUUAGGAUACUGCUGACACCAGGCUACAGUGACAUUAGGAUACUGCUUGACACCAGGCUACAGUGACAUUAGGAUACUGCUUGACACCAGGCUACAGUGACAUUAGGAUACUGCUUGGCACCAGGCUACGGUGACCUUAGGAUACUGCUUGACACCAGGCUACAGUGACAUUAGGAUACUGCUUGACACCAGGCUACGAUGACAUUAGGAUACUGCUUGGCACCAGGCUACGAUGACAUUAGGAUACUGCUUGGCACCAGGCUACGAUGACAUUAGGAUACUGCUUGGCACCAGGCUACGGUGACAUUAGGAUACUGCUUGACACCAGGCUAUGGUGACAUUAGGAUACUGCUUGACACCAGGCUACGGUGACAUUAGGAUACUGCUUGACACCAGGCUACGGUGACAUUAGGAUACUGCUUGACACCAGGCUAUGGUGACAUUAGGAUACUGCUUGGCACCAGGCUACGGUGACAUUAGGAUACUGCUUGGCACCAGGCUACAGUGACAUUAGGAUACUGCUUGACACCAGGCUAUGGUGACAUUAGGAUACUGCUUGGCACCAGGCUACGGUGACAUUAGGAUACUGCUUGGCACCAGGCUAUGGUGACAUUAGGAUAUGGCUUAUUUAUUAUUUUGCACAUUCAUCAUGAAUAGAAAAAUCCAAAUAUGUCCUUUUCAUUUUAAGUCAAUUAAAAUGUGCGGUAGAUGCCACACUUCUUCUAUUCGAUAAACAUACUCUGGUAAGAUAAAGUACUUUUUUAGAGACCCGUGAAGGCAGAAUGUGACAGACUUUGUUAGUACCUACAGGUAGAGUCUUCAACACUUUCCCCUUCGUCUUUAAAACCUCUCGAAAGGAGCAACUUAUGAAGGUUGGGGAAGAAAAUAUCUGAUGACAAAUACUAUACACACACACACACAUUGGUGUUUUGGUUUUUCACAGGGAUAUAUUUAAGGAAUUACCAAAAGACGAGUUGCAUAUGUCUCUGGAAAUGUAACGAUUAUUAUCACGUUUUUCUGAAGUUCCAGGAAUUUUGUAGAAAGGGAUGUUACAGUUGUCACAGUUGUUGUAUUUGACUGUUUAAGGUCAAGAUGAAUGGCUAUUUAAUUGUUUAAAUGGGUAAAAGUGGACAUUGUGCAGGGCUGCCUUAAGUUCAUCUGUCCAUCCCUCCUGACAAAGAACUGCUUCCAUUUUGUUUAUCAGACGCCGGGCUGUCAUUCAACCUACCGCUGAACUUUGUAGGUGGCGUUUGUUUCUCUUUUGCAUUGAAUAAAAUGAAGCGUGUCCUCAAA
Messenger RNA from Oncorhynchus gorbuscha (pink salmon), 7700 nucleotides. Its product is annotated as calmodulin-regulated spectrin-associated protein 2-like. The record is from RefSeq and is a predicted model, not a curated record. Gene Ontology annotation, molecular function: spectrin binding; microtubule minus-end binding; calmodulin binding. The coding region runs from base 573 to 4955 and encodes 1460 amino acids. Gene Ontology annotation, biological process: negative regulation of microtubule depolymerization; neuron projection development; cytoplasmic microtubule organization. Lineage: Eukaryota; Metazoa; Chordata; Actinopteri; Salmoniformes; Salmonidae. The transcript has 18 exons. Gene Ontology annotation, cellular component: microtubule minus-end.